Molecule: messenger RNA, 588 nt
Organism: Thelazia callipaeda (thelaziosis nematode)
Lineage: Eukaryota; Metazoa; Nematoda; Chromadorea; Rhabditida; Thelaziidae
Source: the annotation of a GenBank genome assembly
AUGGUCGUGGUGAUUGAUUUGAGUGUACAGAUGGAGAUAAAGAUGGAGAAGGUAAAACAGAUGUAUGAAAAGAAGACUGUUGGAGAAUCUGGUGGCGUAUGGGCCCACUUAGAUGGGGCCAACAAAGGUGGUAACUGCAGGGAUGAAAUAUUGGCUGAUAUUCAACAACAGAGUGUAUAUGAUGAUACCAAUUACAAUUGUACCACCACUGCUAGCUUGCCUCUUACUGAAACCACUAUUACCACCACUACUACUACCACCACCACCUCCACCACCGCCACAAGUUAUGGCAACGAAAAUGAAACCGGAUCACAAUCGAAUAUUCUUGCAGUUGAAACUGAUCCAGAAGUGGCUGAUGGUGCUAAUGGUGAUGGUGAUGGUGAUGGUGGUGGUGGUGGUGCUAUUGCUUACUACAGCUGCUUUGAAUCAAGAAUAUUGCAAAGUCCUCAUACGACAGCCGCGUCUUUCUUUCCGUACCUUACUACUAGCUUUCAUCGCGGUUCACAAAUCUUCGAGAAGAAAUCUUACCCAGAUAAUGAUGACGAUGACGACUGUGAUAUGAAUGCUGUUGAUGACGAUGAUAAAUAA